AUGGCUGGUACGUUCCCCUACCCAGACCAACACCCAUUCGGUGCGAGCAAUGCUGACUGUCUGUCUACAGAUGAGACGCGCCGCUCUGGUCGCGCCACAAAAGGCCAGCAUACGAAAGAUCGCGACGUCGACAUGAACGAAGCACCCGCUGCCUCCAAGAAAAAGGGCACUGCAAAGAAAGCUUCCAAGAAGAAGGAGGAAGAAGAACCCGAAGAGAAGAUCCGCUGCGUCUGCGGCGAGUAUGAAGAAGAAACAGACAUCCCACGCGCCAUGAUAUGCUGUGACAACUGCGACGUCUGGCAACAUAACGACUGUAUGGGCUUCGACGAAGAAUAUGCACCAGAUACGUACUACUGCGAAGAGUGCAAACCAGAAAACCACAAGAAGCUGUUGGCCGCUAUCAAGAAGGGUCAGAAGCCAUGGGAAGCCGCGGCCAAGAAGCGCGCUGCAUUGAUCGAAGCCGAGGACGCGAAGAAGGGCAAGAAAGGCAAGAAAGGAGGCAGGAAGAGUGCCGCAGCUAUGAGCGAGGAGGUUGAGACGCCGGUGGGCACGCCUACGGCAGGCACGAAGAGGAAGGCCGAGGACUCGCCUGCUCCAUCUGAGACGAAGAUCAACAACAAGAAAGCUAGAGGCACUCCCACUCCAGCUGCAGAAGCUGCCCCAUCUGGAAGAGGUCGAAAAGCAGCACAGUCAACACCCGUACCUGCACCUGCCGCGACAAAAGACCCCAGUGACCUCCCAGCUUCCAGACGGCCCGCCGCAACUGGUCUCGUAAAGCUCUUCAUCGAUCAGACAAAGUCCGCCGUCAAAGAUGGCUUCACGAUCCCUAGCAACACCAAUGUCACUGCCUACGGCACCAACAUCGGCAUGGCUGUCGAAGCCGCCCUCCACGACGCCCACGAGACCGAUGCCUACAAGGCCCAACUAUCAGCCAUCUUACUCAACGUCAAGCGCAAUAAUAUCCUCGGUGGCCGCGUCGUUAGAAACGAGGUACGUCCGGACGAGCUUGCGUCCAUGCCGCCUGCCGCAAUGGCUAGUGAGGAGCAACAGCGCAAAGACGCCGAGAUGCAGGCGCAACUCGACAAACAGAGCACUCUGGUCGGUCAAGAGCCCGAAGGCCCGCGUAUCCGACGCACCCACAAAGGUGAUGAAUAUGUCGACGACUUGAACAAGAGCUCAGCAGGCGAAGUGAACGCUUCGAAACCACCGCAACCACAACGCCAGACUUCGACUGCUGAGGUUAAGAGCCCCACACAUACUGCUCGUCGCCCGCCAUCUGUCACAAUCCCAAAUCGUCGCCCCUCGCAAGAUCCACGCCGCCAAUCCUCUUCUGGUGCAAACUUUGACAUCAGCAACGUAUAUUCCAAUGUCCAGGGCUCUCCGACUGGAGACCAGCGCUUCGGAGAAAUAGUACAGCCCUCACGUGAGGCGGCCGGUCCGGGGACGCAAGCCGAUGCUGACAUCGACAAUCUCCUGAAAGAUGAGAACGACGAUGAACAACGACCGGACACCCCCCCAUACUCUCCGCGCUUCUCAGGCGAAGACGAGCACGCUGUCUGGCAUGGCCUCAUUAACGGCGGCAACGUCGGAAGUUUCAAUGCAGCUCUCAAAUUCGCCGCUGGUGCUGCAAUCGAUGCCCCGACACUUCGUCUGACCUGGGAGCAACUGCUACCAGGCACCAUCGGCAUAUCUGGCCGUAUCGACCCCAAGAAAGCCGAAGACUACCUCUGCGGCCUCGAGUUCUCCCAAACCUCCGACCUGAUCGUCCUGUGGACUGGCGAGCCUAAUAACGAGCAAGAUGCAGAGAGCUUCAACUACUUCUUCAACUACUUCAAGCGACGCGACCGCUACGGUGUGGGCUCACAACAGCAUAAUCCUGCUUUGAAGGACAUUUACUUCAUCCCACUGGAGAAAGAUCAGGCGAUGCCAACAUUCUUCGCGAACCUGCAGACAGAUUUCACGCAGAAGGCCGCUGAGAGGAUGAUCCUGGUGCCACUCGUUAUCAAGAACAGCGAACUCCCGCAUAACAGAAUGAGCACGGCUACCACAGCUGUUGGCGAGAGUCCUGGUCCGAUUGGUGGAGCCGUGAUGCAGACACCCAUCACGCCGAGAGACAGCUUCGCGGGUCCUUUCGACGGAAGCGCAGCCAAUGGCGGCAAUGGUAUGUACGGUGGCACACCUGUCCCAGUCAAUGGCGCACAAGGCGUGCGACCGCCUCUGCCGCAACAGCCGCAAGCAGGUCAAGGCUAUCCAUUCACGACGCAACAACCCCAGUUCGCCGGCAUGCCUCCUGGAAGCUAUCAAGGCAGUGGUCCGCCUCCUCCAGGUCCUGCGGCCGCUGUUGGUGUCCCUCCUCCUCAGCUGCAACAAACACCAUCUCAGGCAGCAGCUCUCAAAAUCCUUGGUCCACAGCUAAGUCUCGCGCCUGCGGUACAGCAGCUGUGCAUGCAAGCAAAAGAUGCUGGCGAGCAGGAGAUGAUUGUCAUCAAGGAGUGUCUCGCAGAGAAUCCUGCUGCGCAAGAAAGCUUGGAUGUGUUGACUAGGGCACUAACGGAGAAGUGGAGUGCUCAGCGCAGCACUGCUGCUGCUGGUGGCGCUCCGACUGACGCAGGUAAAGAUAAUGUGCAAGAGGGGCCUAGUGGACAGCAGCCGAUGGAGGGCGUUCAGCAGGGUGUCGUUGAUGCUGAUGGCGGUGCUGCUACGAAUGGAGCUGCUGAGCCGGCUACGGCUGCAGUGACGGCUGAUGGUACUACCACAGCGCCACCUGCUCCAGGCACGCAGAAUUAG
This is a messenger RNA of Cyphellophora attinorum, 2787 nucleotides long. RefSeq names its product Transcription factor bye1. The coding region runs from base 1 to 2787 and encodes 928 amino acids. NCBI's taxonomy places the organism in Eukaryota, Fungi, Ascomycota, Eurotiomycetes, Chaetothyriales, Cyphellophoraceae. Gene Ontology annotation, molecular function: RNA polymerase II transcription regulatory region sequence-specific DNA binding. The transcript has 2 exons. Gene Ontology annotation, cellular component: nucleus. Gene Ontology annotation, biological process: DNA-templated transcription; transcription antitermination; transcription elongation by RNA polymerase I. The record is from RefSeq and is a predicted model, not a curated record.